CACCUAAAAACUAUUGGAAACGAAUGUGCCACUUGUCUUGUGUGCACACUGAUCGGCUCCAUCUACGCAGACUGGUCCCACACACGCGACUGGAAACGCCAACAGCAGCGGGAAGCUCAAAGCGCAGCGCUAAAAAGUCAAAGCUAAACAACACACAAAACAACAACAACAAGAAGAGCAACAAAAUGGUGCUCGGUUUGGAUAAACGUGCCUUGUGGGCAGCGCUUCCACUUCUUGGCUUUGCGAUUGGACACUUUCUGGAUCUGAAGGAAACGGAACGCAUGUCCAUGUUCCGGGACAAGUCGGCAUUGUACGCUCGCCCCGCUGGCUCCGAGGACAAGCCGCCAUCCUGGUGAUUAGCAUUAAGUUUGCAUUCACAAUGUUUUUCUUUUAUUUUUUUUUGUCUUGCUAUCACUGUCGUUUCAAAUAAACGGUAAAAUGGCUGUGUGAAAAUCACAUCAGAAUCCAUUAAACUAGAA
Drosophila grimshawi is the source of this 479-nucleotide messenger RNA. RefSeq lists its product as uncharacterized. Bases 24 to 356 code for a protein of 110 amino acids. Gene Ontology annotation, cellular component: mitochondrion. NCBI's taxonomy places the organism in Eukaryota, Metazoa, Arthropoda, Insecta, Diptera, Drosophilidae. The record is from RefSeq and is a predicted model, not a curated record. The transcript is spliced from 2 exons.